CUAUUUAUUAAUUCUUCCCCUUUUUUCCUCCUCCGUUUCAUAUUCUUCUCUCCUUUUUUCUUAAAUAUUUUUAAAAACUUUACCCUUUUAAAACCAAUUUUUUCUUCUUUCUUGUGCUUGAUUUCGAUCCACCUAAAACCUUUUUUAAGCUAUUUUAAUGGCGGUUAAUUCUCCCAGUAGCUCCUCUAGCUUGGAGUUGACCAUAUCCAUGCCUGGUUUCGCUUCUUCUCCUUCCGUGAGAGAUUUGGAUAUGAACCAAUUACCGUCUGAAAUAGCUGAAGAAGAGUGGAUCACUGGUAUGGAAGAUGAUGAAGAAAGCGCCAUUAAUGGCGGCCCUCCUCGUAAAAAGCUUCGUCUCUCUAAAGAACAGUCUCGUCUUCUUGAAGAAAGUUUCAGACAACACCAUACUUUAAACCCGAGACAGAAAGAAGCACUGGCUUUAGAGUUGAAGCUGAGACCGAGACAAGUUGAAGUGUGGUUUCAAAACCGUAGGGCCAGGAGCAAGCUGAAGCAGACAGAAAUGGAAUGUGAGUACUUAAAGAGAUGGUUCGGAUCAUUAACAGAACAAAACAGAAGGCUACAAAGAGAAGUUGAAGAGCUUAGGGCAUUAAAAGUCGGUCCACCGACCGUUUUAUCACCUCACACUUGCGAACCUCUCCCUGCUUCUACACUCACCAUGUGUCCCCGCUGUGAACGUGUCUCCACCACCGCCGCGGCGGCGGCGUUCGACAAGGGUCCGACCACAACAGCCACGGGCUCUGCAACUGCGGCCGCCACCACCUUGUCCUCUAAAGUUGGGACAUCACCCCUUCAAUCCCGUCAAUCUUCUGCAGCUUGUUGAUUUUAAUUAAUUAAUUUAAUUUAAUUAAUUAGUCUUGAUUUGCUGUGUAAUGAUUGGUUUAUUUAUUUACUUUGAAAGGAGAGAAAAGGAAAUAGAUAAUCAAGAAUGUUCAUAUUAGUUUAUACCAAAAAGCCAAAAGAUAAAAUAAAAUAGUGUAAUGUUUUAUGUAUAUAACUUUUCGAUCUUUUAUUUGAUGAUCUGUUGCAAAUUUAU
Mercurialis annua (annual mercury) is the source of this 1054-nucleotide messenger RNA. RefSeq names its product homeobox-leucine zipper protein HOX3. The transcript has 4 exons. The record is from RefSeq and is a predicted model, not a curated record. Gene Ontology annotation, biological process: regulation of DNA-templated transcription. Gene Ontology annotation, molecular function: DNA-binding transcription factor activity, RNA polymerase II-specific; sequence-specific DNA binding. Lineage: Eukaryota; Viridiplantae; Streptophyta; Magnoliopsida; Malpighiales; Euphorbiaceae. Bases 158 to 841 code for a protein of 227 amino acids.